Sporothrix schenckii 1099-18 is the source of this 3864-nucleotide messenger RNA. Its product is annotated as ATP-dependent RNA helicase DDX46/PRP5. The coding region runs from base 1 to 3864 and encodes 1287 amino acids. The record is from RefSeq and is a predicted model, not a curated record. Gene Ontology annotation, molecular function: ATP binding; RNA helicase activity; nucleic acid binding. The transcript has a single exon. NCBI's taxonomy places the organism in Eukaryota, Fungi, Ascomycota, Sordariomycetes, Ophiostomatales, Ophiostomataceae.
AUGGCUCGGCCCAGGACCUCACGCUCACCAUCUCCUGCAGGUCAACACGAUGCAAAGCGUUCUCGCAAAGAUGACGAUAGGCGUGAUCGCGACCGCGAUCGCGACCGGCGAGACGGCGCACCACGCGACAGCCGGCGCCGGUCGCGUAGCCCGGUAAAUGUGAGAGGACGCAUCCACCCUUACAGCGACGGAAGAAGCAUUUCUAACGGAACGCAUCUGCAGCACACCUACCGCGAUCGAGACCAAGCACGCGACCGCGACAGAGACCGCAACCGAAACCGAAACCGGGACCGCUCGCGCGACAGAGGAGGCUACCGUCGAGACCGAGACGACUGGCGGAACGACCGAGGCUCCGACUACCGACGCCGAUCCUCGCGGUCACGAUCCCGUUCGUCGGCAGGCCGACGUCGGGACCACAGCCGUGAUGGUGGCCGAAGCGACCGCAGCUACCGUGGCGGCAGCCGACGGGAAGGUACAGCCGAAGCCCCUCGUAGCCAUAGCAGAGGAGCAACAUCGCCACUGCCGCCGCGGGGAACGCCUGCCUCCGCAACCUCAAAAGCUCCUGCGGAAACAAGUGCCGCAGCCGCUGCAACUCGCGAGAAAUCCGAGGCCGAAAAGAAGGCCGAGCGUCUAGCAAAGCUCGAGGCUUGGAAGAAGAAGCACGAGCAGAAACAGGCCGCAGCAGCAUCUGCAUCCCCGUCGGCCACGGCUGCUGCCUCGCCCACAUCCACGGCACAAGUUGCAACAGACACCCUGGCUACAGCAGCAGCGCCUGCUGACGUUGCCUAUGCCGGCAAGUUCGACCCAAAGGCCAUCGCUAAGAAAUCUGCUGCUCGACACCAUUCGCCUGGGCUGCUUGGAUCUGUCACUCUAGGGAAACCUGCUACGACGGAGAGCAAAGCGCCGGCACCGUCCACGGCCAAGAAGGCAUUUGCAAAGGGUGAGUUGCAACCUAGCUCGUUAUGGUCUGACUUGGAACGAAGGGCAUCUCUGCUAACAAAUCGGUCUCCACGUUUAGCAUCCAACGUAUCUGCAGCCAAGCCGUUUAGCGGUUUCGGAUUUGGCAAGGGCGCCGCCGACGCUGCUGCCGGAAAGCGCAAGCUUGACCUCGACGACGAGGAGACCUCCAAGCGAAAGCUAGCUAAGCUCCCCGAUGCCUCUCUAGAAGACGCUGACGAUGCCCCCUACAACGAAGACGAAGACGAGGAUGACGAGGACGAUGGUAGAUUUGAUGGCACCGAAGAGGAGUUUGCUGCGGCUGCUCGUGCUGCCCGAGAGCGCCGCGAAGAACGCAUCUUGCAAGAAAAGAUGGCGAUCGAGACAGAUGCACCCGAUGGCGCUGUCGUUGAUGGCGCCGGCGAGGAAGAAACAAAUGCCACUUCUUCGUCAGAACCGACAGCCGAUGCACCGCAGUCUACGACGGCGUCAGAACCUGUCCCGGUCGUCAAGUCCGAGCCAGAGGCCAUGGAGGUUGAUGAGGCGAAACCAGCUGUUGAGGCAAAACCUACACCCGCUAAAGUGAACGGAUUUACACGCACACAAGAUGCCGCGCCCCAAACUCCGACCGAAAUGGACGUGGACGACGACGUCGACCCGCUCGAUGCGUUCAUGGCGAACCUCGACCAGGCACCAGCCACGAAAAAGGCAUUGAAAACAAAGAAGCCUGCAGCCGAGCCUGAGGCGUACUUUAGUGAUGACGAAGACUACUUUACCAAGGCCCAGGACAGCCUGGAUGCGAAAUCCAUUCUGGCCAUGGCGGCCAAGCGUAAGAAGAAGGAGAUCCCCACGAUCGACUACAGCAAACUGGACAUUACGCCGGUUCGCAAGAACUUCUGGGUCGAGCCGUCAGAGCUCAGCCAGCUCACAGAGGCCGAGGUCGCCGAGCUGCGGCUGGAUCUGGACGGCAUCAAAGUCUCCGGCAAGGACGUCCCAAAGCCGGUGCAAAAGUGGUCGCACUGCGGGCUGACGCAGACGAUGCUGGGGAUCGUGGAGAAGCUCGGGUACGAGAAGCCAACACCGAUCCAGAUGCAGGCGCUGCCCGUCAUCAUGUCGGGCCGCGAUGUGAUUGGCGUGGCCAAGACGGGUUCUGGCAAGACCAUGGCGUUCCUGGUGCCCAUGUUCCGCCACAUCAUGGACCAGGACCCUGUCAAGGACAACGAGGGCCCGAUCGGCCUCAUCCUGACGCCCACGCGUGAGCUGGCGGUGCAGAUACACAGGGACUGUAAGCCGUUUGCCAAAGCGCUUGGGCUCCGCGCCGUCUGCGCCUACGGCGGCCCACCCAUCAAGGACCAGAUUGCGGAGCUGAAGCGUGGCGCGGAGAUCAUUGUGGCCACGACAGGCCGCAUGAUUGACCUUCUUGCGGCCAACCAGGGCCGCGUCGUGAGCCUGAAGCGGACGACGUACAUUGUCUUGGACGAGGCGGACCGGAUGUUUGACAUGGGCUUUGAGCCGCAGGUGAUGAAGAUCUUUGCCAACAUCCGGCCCGACAAGCAGACGGUGUUGUUCUCGGCCACGAUGCCGCGCAUUAUCGACGCGCUCGUUAAGAAAGUGCUCAACAACCCCGUCGAGAUCAUUGUCGGCGGCCGCAGCGUGGUGGCGCCCGAGAUCACGCAGAUCAUCGAGGUGCGGGAGGAGAAGGAAAAGUUCUUCCGUCUGCUGGAGCUCCUCGGCGAGCUCUACAUGAACGACGAGGACGUGCGGUCGCUCAUUUUCGUGGAGCGGCAAGAAAAGGCGGAUGAACUGCUGCGCGAGCUGCUGCUGAAGGGCUAUGGCUGCAUGUCGCUGCACGGUGGCAAGGACCAGAACGACCGCGACUCGACGAUUACCGACUUCAAGAACGGCGUGUGCCCUGUCCUAGUGGCGACAUCGGUCGCGGCGCGCGGCUUGGACGUGAAGCAGCUCAAGCUGGUGGUCAACUACGAUGCGCCGAACCAUUUGGAAGACUACGUGCACCGCGCCGGCCGAACCGGUCGUGCUGGCAACACAGGCACUGCCGUCACGUUCAUCACGGAGGACCAGGAGAACUGUGCACCGGGCAUCGCCAAGGCGCUGGAGCAGAGUGGGCAGCCCGUGCCCGAGCGUCUGGCCGAGAUGCGCAAGGCGUGGCGCGAGAAGGUCAAGGCAGGCAAGGCCAAGGACCAGUCGGGCUUCGGCGGCAAGGGCCUGGAGAAGCUGGACAAGGACCGGCAAGCCGCCCGGCAGCGCGAGCGCAAGACACACAAGGCGGAAGGCGACGACGAGGAGCCCGACAAGGAGGCCGUCGAGGAGGACGAUAAGAAGAAGCAGGCCGCGAGCAACCUGGCACAGUCCGCAGCGUCGGCCAUUGUGUCGCGCGACACGGCCAACGAGGGUGGCGAUAGCAGUGCGGCGGCGUCGGCGGGCGCGGCCGGGAAUGCCGCACCGGGUGCGGCCCUGCCUUCCAAGCCAGGCGUUGGUGGCGGCGCAGCACUCGAGAAGGCGGCAUCGGCCAUCAACGACAUCAAUGCCCGGCUGGCCCGAGCCGGCCAGCUGCGCUCUGGCCAGGCCAUUGACAACAAGGGCCCUGAUGCAGGCGCGUUUCAUGCUACGCUCGAGAUCAACGAUUUCCCGCAAAAGGCUAGAUGGGCCGUCACCAACCGGACGAAUGUGGCCAAGAUUCUUGACUCGACCGGCACGUCGAUUACGACCAAGGGCACCUUCUACGCGGCCGGUGCCAAGGUGCCUCCGGGUGGUGAGGCCAAGCUGUACCUGCUCAUUGAGGGUGAUACGGAGCUGGCUGUGGGCAAUGCGCUCACUGAACUGACACGUUUGCUGCGCGAAGGUACGGUAGCUGCAGCUGAUGCAGAGAGCCGGGCGCCGGCCAGUGGACGGUACACGAUUACGUGA